Messenger RNA from Aphanomyces astaci, 855 nucleotides. RefSeq lists its product as hypothetical. The transcript is spliced from 5 exons. The record is from RefSeq and is a predicted model, not a curated record. The coding region runs from base 181 to 855 and encodes 224 amino acids. NCBI's taxonomy places the organism in Eukaryota, Oomycota, Saprolegniomycetes, Saprolegniales, Verrucalvaceae.
ACAUUUCCAUUACAAUGUGGUUUUAUUCCAAUCAAUGUGGUGCAAAGUCACAUUCCAUAGGACAUAUCCUCGAAUCGAAGCGCCUUCUCGACAUUGCGCUGACAAAGCAUAGCCUCCCGAAUAACCAACGACUGGGUAAUACAUGGUAGGCUUUCCCGGGCAGCUUCUUCGAGCAAUCGCAUGCGACUUUCCAGGAAGGAAUUGAACUCCCUGCUCUCAAACAGCAGGUUCGUGCGCGAGGGUUCAACAUUGGAGAGUACGGCCCAAGGCGCAGAAGUACCAAGUCCUCGUGCGGCUGAACUCGCUGCUCGGUUUAUGAGUGUGCAGAAGGUCCUAGGAGGCGCCAAUGGCAAGCAUGUGUCGUUGUACACGAAGAUCCCCUACAACACACUCAUGAGGACUGUGCGCCAAACCAAGGCAGGCUCUAACAAGGCACCUGAACGUCGUGGCCCCAAGCCACAAGGCGGCCAUCCGCCUGACCGCCAUGACAUUCUCGUCAAGGCAAACAAGUUGGCACGCGAGUUCGAUCCAUUACAGUCCCUGACGGAUGGUUGGUACACGCGAUUUCGACAGCGCCACCCAGAGUUGACCGUACGCUCCGCGCAAGUCAUCUCACAUGCUCGAAACUUUGUCGACAUGGACGGAGUCAAUCGUUUGUUCGAAUCCAUGAAGACCGCCGUUGCUGACCAUGCUCUGACUCCCGAUCGCAUUUUCAUCGCAAAAUAUUCCGGUGCCAUGUACACGAUAUCCAAGAGAGUUGCGCUGCGCAUUGCGUCGAGGGCGUGGACUAGCCUCAUCGUUCCGACGAACGUCAUCAAAAACGGGGGGGGUCAUCCCGCAAGACAGUUGACGUAG